AACAAGCAUUUUUGUAGAGUAUUAUUUCAAAUUCUAUUAACCGAAUUGACAUAGGGAGAACAAAGCGAUACACACAUUGUAUUCAACUACGCAUGGACGGUAGAGGGGAAAAGCUUAGGUAGGGGGCACAGUCGCUAAUACAUACGACCGAUGUGUUUACUCGCUGGUGUGAAGCUGAGUUCCACGACGAGCAAGUGUAUUUGUGUAUACAAAUUAUUUCUGCUGUAAAGUACAGGUCUAUGUUUGAAAUCGAGUCAUAGUUUUAACUAUUUGAGGCGUUUAACCUCAAAUAAUUUCUCAGUAUAUGCCGUGAAAAAUUACAGUAAACAAUAAUAUUAAGAAAGAGAUGGAAAACAACAGUGAUGUAGUUAGGGUGAAGCAAGAAUUGAACGAUACUUGGUUGAAUGCAGAUGAGGAUCAUAUUUUUGAUUUGGUGAACUUUUGCAAAGCCAAAAACUUUGAAACAUCCCCGUUAAAUAAAUCAUUGACAAAACACAUCAAUGAGGCUAUUAUUUUACAUGAAAACUUGGAUGAAAAAAUAUUCAUCGACUUUGAGUGCAAAGAUGUAAAACCUUUUCAACCUAUUAUGAAAGAAGAAAACAAAAAUCCGACCUAUCACAUGAGUGAAAGAAGUCCGAUAGUUUUGAUAAAAAAAGAAUUCAAUUAUGAUUGUCGAGACAGUUAUACGACAAGAGCCAGGCUAAAUAAUCAUACGAAUACGAUACCCAAGAAAAAUAGACCGUUUAAGUGUAAAAUUUAUAAUGAAUCACAUUCCUCCAAAAGUAACCCCAAAAUUCAUUUAAAAAUAGUACACGAUCAUAGCAAACGCUUCGAAUGUGAUAUUUGCCAUAAAUCAUUUGGAAGAAAAGAUAACCUGAAAAUUCAUAUAAUUACAGUACAUUAUCGUAGCAAACUCUUUAAAUGUGACACUUGUCACAGAUCAUUUGGACAAAAACAUUACCUGAAAAUUCACAUGAAUGCAGUACACGGUCGGAAUAAACCUUUCGAAUGUGAGAUUUGUCAUAAAUCAUUUGGAUACAAGACUAAUCUCAAGAGACACAUUAGUAUAGUACAUGAUCGUACCAAACGCUUCGAAUGUGACAUUUGUCACAAAUCAUUUGGAUAUCAGAGCGUACUUAAAAAGCAUAGAGUAACAGUUCAUAAUCUUGGAAAUUCCUUUUGAAUGUGAAGUUUGUCAUAAGUCAGUUGGACAGAAAAGUAACUUCAACAGACACAUAAAGGAAGUACAUAAUCUUAGCCAACUCUUCAAAUGUAAUAUUUGCCAUAAAUCAUUUGGAAGAAAAGGCGACCUGAAAAUUCAUAUAAUUACAGCACAUUAUCGUAGCAAACCCUUUAAAUGUGAAAUUUACCACAAAUCAUUUAGACAAAGAGCCAACCUUAAUGUUCACAUAAAUAGAGUAAAUAAUUGAAGCAAACUCUUUGAAUGUGAAAUUUGCCACUAUCAUUUGCACAUAAAUGCAGUACAUAAUCCCCAAAAACCCUUCUAGUGUGUCAGUUUUAACAAGUCAUUUGGACAUGACCAUAUCAUGGGCUUGAUAAUGACCAUACACGAUGGUAGAAAAUCUUUUGAUUGUGAAUUUUUGUCACAAGUCUUAUGAUCUAAAGAAAACUUACACGAUAAGAGUUAAAUUUCAUAAUUGUAUCAAAUUUUGUUAAAUGAUAUUUAUUAUGAGACACGUUGACACAAUAAAUUU
Messenger RNA from Trichogramma pretiosum, 1715 nucleotides. Its product is annotated as zinc finger and BTB domain-containing protein 41-like. Gene Ontology annotation, molecular function: RNA polymerase II transcription regulatory region sequence-specific DNA binding; DNA-binding transcription factor activity, RNA polymerase II-specific. The transcript is spliced from 3 exons. The coding region runs from base 347 to 1183 and encodes 278 amino acids. Gene Ontology annotation, cellular component: nucleus. NCBI's taxonomy places the organism in Eukaryota, Metazoa, Arthropoda, Insecta, Hymenoptera, Trichogrammatidae. Gene Ontology annotation, biological process: regulation of transcription by RNA polymerase II. The record is from RefSeq and is a predicted model, not a curated record.